This is a messenger RNA of Nematolebias whitei (Rio pearlfish), 1662 nucleotides long. RefSeq names its product flavin-containing monooxygenase 5-like. The record is from RefSeq and is a predicted model, not a curated record. The coding region runs from base 1 to 1662 and encodes 553 amino acids. The transcript has 10 exons. Lineage: Eukaryota; Metazoa; Chordata; Actinopteri; Cyprinodontiformes; Rivulidae. Gene Ontology annotation, molecular function: flavin adenine dinucleotide binding; N,N-dimethylaniline monooxygenase activity; NADP binding.
AUGGUGCGUAGAGUAGCAGUGAUCGGGGCAGGUCCCUCAGGUCUGACCAGCAUUAAAGCUUGUCUGGAUGAAGGCUUGGAGCCAACCUGCUUUGAAAGCAGUGAUGACAUGGGUGGACUGUGGAAGUUCAAAGAAGUGUCAGAGCCCAGCAGGGCCAGCAUUUAUCGCUCCCUUACUAUCAAUAUCUCCAAAGAAAUGAUGUGCUACAGUGACUUCCCCAUCCCAGCUGAUUACCCCAACUAUAUGCGCCACUCUAAAAUCUUAAAAUAUUUCAGGAUGUAUGCAGAUCACUUUAAACUACUCAAACACAUUCGCUUCCAGACCUCAGUGAAGAGAGUCACACAGAGACCAGACUUUUCUCACACCGGUCAGUGGGACGUGGUCACAGAGGAUAAAGAUGGACUAGAAGAGAGGCAUGUCUUUGAUGCAGUUAUCUGCUGCUCUGGUCACUACACCUAUCCCAAUCUGCCACUCAAAGAUUUCCCAGGAAUUGAGACGUUUGAAGGAAAAUACCUGCACAGUUGGGACUACAAGGGACCCGAGGACAUGUACGGGAAGAGAGUGGUGGUCAUCGGCAUUGGGAACUCAGGAGGGGACAUCGCUGUGGAGGGCAGCAGAGUUGCAGAGCAGGUGUAUGUGAGCACUCGUCGUGGUGCGUGGGUCAUCCGUCAGGUUUCUGAUAAUGGUAUGCCUGUGGACAUGAAGUACAACACACGCUUUGUCCACAUCCUGUUCCAGCUGCUGCCCAUCAAUGUCCUCAACUGGAUUGGUGAGAAGAAGCUCAAUGCCAUGUAUGAUCACACCAUGUAUGCACUUAAACCCAAACACAGACUCUUCAGUCAGAUUCCGGUGAUCAACGAUGACUUGCCACUGAGAGUCCUGUCAGGAUCAGUCAUCAUCAAACCCAAUGUGAAGGAAAUCCGUGGUUCCACUGUGGUGUUUGAAGAUGGCACCACUGUGGAAAAGGUGGAUAUGAUUGUUUUUGCCACAGGGUACAACUAUGGUUUCUCCUACUUACCAAAUGAUGUUAUGUACAAAUCUGGACACCGUGUGGGUCUUUACAAACAUGUUUUCCUUCCACAUUUGGAGCAUCCAACUUUGGCAAUUGUGGGUUUCAUUCAUGCCCUUGGAGCCAUCAUGACUCAAGCAGAAAUGCAGGCUCGCUGGGUGGCACAUGUCUUUAAAGGACACAAGAAGCUGCCCUCAAACCAGUCCAUGAUCAAGGCUGUGGAAAAAGACACUAAAGAUAUUGAGAAAAACUAUAAUGUGUCUAAGCUGACCCCCCUGCAGGUGGACUUUGUUUCUUAUAUGGACAAUAUAGCUGGAGAGAUUGGAGUACGACCUAGUCUUCUCUGGCUCUUCUUCACGGACUACGCUCUGUUUAAGUGGGUUUUAUGGGGGCCUGUCACUGCAUACCAGUACCGCUUAAAGGGACCAGGCAAAUGGGAGGGAGCCCGAAGGGCAAUCUUCACCCAGUUUGACCGCAUGUACCAGCCCCUAAAAACCAGAAAGCUGCCUGAACAAGAGUCUUCCAUUACAGCCCGCCUUAUCAUGCUGAGCCUGGCUAUUCUGACUGGAGGAGGAGCUGUUUACUAUAUUCACACACGCAACCCAGACGCCAUACCCAACUUGUUGUCCAACCUUCGUCCACAAAGAGUCUAA